This is a messenger RNA of Phanerochaete carnosa HHB-10118-sp, 1029 nucleotides long. RefSeq lists its product as uncharacterized. The record is from RefSeq and is a predicted model, not a curated record. NCBI's taxonomy places the organism in Eukaryota, Fungi, Basidiomycota, Agaricomycetes, Polyporales, Phanerochaetaceae. Bases 61 to 828 code for a protein of 255 amino acids. The transcript has 5 exons. Gene Ontology annotation, biological process: ubiquitin-dependent protein catabolic process. Gene Ontology annotation, cellular component: proteasome core complex, alpha-subunit complex; proteasome core complex.
AACGCGUCACUCCCUCCGUCCCAGUUAUUCCAUUGUCGCAUACCCCACUACAUAAUCACCAUGGCAAGCAUUGGCGGCGGUGGAGCAUACAGUUACUCGCUUACGGUCUUCUCACCGAGCGGAAAGCUUGUGCAGAUUGAGCAUGCCCUGGCUGCUGUAUCGUCAGGAACGACGAGUCUUGGUAUCAAAGCUUCAAACGGGAUCGUUAUCGCCACAGAGCGCAAGUCCUCUUCAAUCCUCAUUGACGACUCAGUGGUCGAGAAGGUCGCUGUCAUCUGUCCCAACAUCGGCAUUGUCUACUCUGGUAUGGGUCCCGACUUCCGAGUACUCGUCACGCGGGCGCGGAAGAGUGCGCAAGCUUACUGGAAGAUCCACGGCGACUACCCGCCAACCAAGAUUCUCACACAGGAGAUUGCGAACAUCAUGCAACAGGCGACACACUCAGGAGGUGUGAGGCCAUAUGGCGUCUCACUGCUCGUGGCAGGCUGGGACUUCAACCGAGGACCCACGUUGUAUCAGGUUGACCCAUCGGGAUCCUUCUGGGCGUGGAAAGCGAGUGCGAUUGGCAAGAACAUGGUCAAUGCAAAGACGUUCCUGGAGAAGCGAUACAACGACGAUAUAAGUCUGGAAGAUGCCAUUCACACGGCGCUGCUGACGCUCAAGGAAGGCUUUGAAGGCCAGAUGACGGAGAAGACGAUAGAGAUCGGUGUCAUCACAGUCCCCACCCAAGAAGAGCUCGAAGCAGGCAAGAUCGAAGGCACAGGUCGCUUCAAGCCGACGUUCCGGAAGCUAACUGAGGAGGAGAUUCGAGACUAUCUGGCUCUGUAGACAUGGACUUUUGCCUCGAUCAUAGCGGUGUUGUACGUCUAAAGGAUUCAUGUGUACCUUAUGGCCGCGGUAGCGUCUCACUUUCGAAACCAGUCCGAAGGUUACGACAGCGAGUGGACACCGUGUGGGGAAACAUCUCGUCAGUGUUCAGCACCCGGUGCCGCGGCGAGCACCCCACGGCAAAUUAUCAGUGCUUGUUUC